AUGAGUGCCGAUGAACAGGCCGAGCCGCCAUCACCCGCUGCACACCCUUCAAAUGCUGUGCCGUCGUUGAUUCCAUUCCCGCAGAAAUUGGAUUUAGACGGACAUGUAUCAACAAACUGGAAAAAAUUCAGACGUGGCUGGAUUAAUUAUGAGAAGGCGUCUGGACUUAAUUUGAAACCAAAGGAUCUGAGAGCAGCAACAUUUUUAACAUGCAUAGGGUCAGAAGCAAUGGAUAUAUUCGACGGGUUUGACUUUGCAAAUGAAACAGACAAGGAUGAUAUCGACAUUGUCAUCGAUAAAUUCGAAACGUUCUGUGUUGGCAAAACCAACGUGACAUUCGAACGUUACGUCUUUCACACGUGCGUGCAAGGUGAGACAGAAACCUUCGAUACUUAUCUCAGUAAAGUACGGAAAUUUGCAAGAACAUGCAGCUAUGGUGACUUAGAGAAUGAAUUAAUAACUGAUAGGCUAGUACUGGGAAUUCGAGAUAAUGGGUUACGAAAACGAUUACUACAGGAUGAUAAAUUGACCCUAGAUAAAUGCAUAGACAUGUGCAGAGCAGCAGAAGCAUCAUCCUCAAAAGUAAAGUCGUUGUCUAAACAUGCAUCUCCAGACGAAGAUGUGCAAGUCGUAAAGCCAAAACGCAAACAACUGCUUGCCAAAAAUGAUCAAAGUAGUAAGAAAAAGUGCAAAUAUUGUGGAAAAAAUUGUGCUAAAGGAAAGUGUCCGGCUUUUGGACAAAAAUGCAGGUCUUGUGGCAAAUUUAAUCAUUUUGCUUCAGAAUGCAAAUCGCGUAAACAUCACAAAGUGAAGUCAGAAAGACCACACGUGAGACAUUUAAAUUUGAGCUCAUCGUCAGGAAGUGAAGAGGACGUUUUGAUGUUGAAUCAAAAUCAAAAGGUGCAGACGAAAAUUUUCGCAAACAUGUUAUUAACUAAUCAAAACAAAACUGUGAGAUUUCAAUUAGACAGCGGAGCUACGGCAAAUAUUUUACCUAGGUUGUACGUGCCAGACGAGAUAAUGGAGAAAACUAACAUUACGUUAUCAAUGUAUGACAAAUCAAAAAUGAAAGCUUGUGGUACGUGCAAAUUAGUUUUGAAAAAUCCCAGGACAAGAAAACGAUACGAGGUGCGGUUUAUCGUAAUUGAAAAUGAUACGGCUGUUCCGUUAUAA
Messenger RNA from Ruditapes philippinarum (Manila clam), 1173 nucleotides. RefSeq lists its product as uncharacterized. NCBI's taxonomy places the organism in Eukaryota, Metazoa, Mollusca, Bivalvia, Venerida, Veneridae. The transcript has a single exon. The record is from RefSeq and is a predicted model, not a curated record. The coding region runs from base 1 to 1173 and encodes 390 amino acids.